AUGUCGUCAACAGCUUCCAGCACAACCGCCGGCAAGGAGCCUCGCAUGCGACUCCGGGAUCUUUUGCCAGACUUACACCUCGGAUACUGGAAACCAGGGCCCCUCAAUUCGCUUACUGAUGUUCCCGGCGUCCUGGUCCACACCCAGGAGAUUAUCACCGAUGACGGUGCCGUCAAUACCGGUGUCACGAGCAUUCUGCCCCGAGAAAACUGGUUUUAUAAUGCCUGUCAUGCCGGAAUAUUCAGUUUCAACGGUUCCGGUGAGAUGACCGGUAGUCACUGGAUCAAUGAAACGGGCUUAUUACAUUCGCCCAUCGUCAUCACAAAUUCAUUCGCCGUAGGUGCCGCGUACCAGGGAAUUUAUGAAUAUACCAUCAAAUCUCAGGGUGUGACUAAGGGGAAUGUCGAUUGGUUCCUCCUACCCGUGGUUGCUGAAACCUUUGAUGGAUACCUCAAUGACCUUACUCAAUUCGUGAUUAAACCCGAGCAUAUCAUUAAAGGACUCGAGAGCGUAUCAAGCGACCGUGUCAAGGAAGGUAACGUCGGCGGUGGAACUGGAAUGAUAUGUCAUUAUUUCAAGGGCGGUACCGGUAGCAGUAGCAGAGUCGUUGAUGGAUUCGACAGCAAAGGUCAACCAAAGACAUAUACUGUCGGAGUGUUAGUGCAGGCCAACUAUGGUCGCCCACAGCACCUCCGGAUUGCAGGUGUACCGGUUGGGAAGAUCCUAGCUCGGGAGGCCGAUCAAGCUACCGAGAGUAAUCCAGCAAUCAAAAUGGCACGAGAAGCGCUUGAAAAGGAGAAGAACAGAAAAGACGGGAGCAUCAUUGUUAUUAUUGCGACAGACGCACCUCUUCACCCUUCUCAAAUGCAAAGGCUUGCUAAGAGAGCAACGGUGGGACUAUCAAAGGUUGGAGGCUAUGGUCACAACCCUUCCGGGGAUGUGUUCUUAGCCUUCUCAACCGGAAAUGAGAUUCCAGUUCAGUCAAUCUCAAUGGAGCGGAAAGCAGUCGACCCAUUCAAGCCUACGCCUAUCACAAUUGAUAUUAUAGACGAUUCUUCGAUCAACGGGAUUUUUGAAGCUGUUGCAGAUGCCACUGAAGAGUCGAUAUAUAAUGCUUUAUGUAUGGCAGAAACAAUGGUAGGAAAUAAGGAGCACAAGAUUGAGGCUCUUCCUCUUCAAAAGGUUAAGGAGAUCAUGGAGAGAUAUAAUUGA
Molecule: messenger RNA, 1212 nt
Organism: Daldinia childiae
Lineage: Eukaryota; Fungi; Ascomycota; Sordariomycetes; Xylariales; Hypoxylaceae
Product: Beta-peptidyl aminopeptidase BapA
Exons: 2
Coding region: 1-1212 (403 amino acids)
Molecular function (GO): aminopeptidase activity
Source: RefSeq, a predicted model, not a curated record